UUUGGACCAGAUGAAGCAGGAGCUAGACAGAGGGGCUCCCCCCAGAAACACCAUGUGACUUUUCAUGGAGAGACACCCCCACCUCUGAGGGAAUGGAGAGGAACUGCCUCAUGGUCCUGGCUUUUCCAAAGUCCCUCUGUGAUGCUCUUCAAGCCCAUCAUUGACCCAGAGCCCCAUUCUGAGUUUCUGAAGGGGAGCAGUGCCAUCUGGUGGCAGACUGAGGCUGCACCAGGAGCAGGCCAAGCCAUGACUACAGUAGCGGUGCAUGUGGACUCCAAAGCUGAGCUCACUACCCUGCUGGAGCAGUGGGAAAAGGAACAUGGCAGUGGGCAGGACAUGGUACCUAUCCUUACCAGGAUGUCUGAAUUGAUUGAAAAAGAAACUGAAGAAUAUCGUAAGGGGGAUCCAGACCCAUUUGAUGACCGACAUCCUGGUCGAGCUGAUCCAGAGUGUAUGCUGGGCCACUUGCUGAGAAUACUCUUCAAGAAUGAUGAUUUCAUGAAUGCACUGGUGAAUGCAUAUGUGAUGACAAGCCGAGAGCCCCCUUUGAACACUGCAGCUUGCAGACUUCUAUUGGACAUCAUGCCAGGGCUAGAAACUGCUGUUGUCUUUCAAGAAAAGGAGGGAAUUGUUGAGAAUCUUUUCAAAUGGGCCCGAGAGGCUGAUCAGCCAUUGAGGACGUAUUCUACUGGACUGUUAGGAGGUGCUAUGGAGAAUCAAGACAUUGCUGCCAACUAUAGGGAUGAGAAUUCACAGCUGGUGGCAAUAGUACUUCGAAGACUGAGGGAGCUACAACUUCAGGAAGUGGCUUUGCGGCAGGAAAACAAGCGUCCCAGCCCGCGAAAGCUCUCCUCUGAACCCCUUUUGCCUCUGGAUGAAGAAGCUGUGGAUAUGGACUAUGGCGACAUGGCUGUAGAUGUAGUGGAUGGUGAACAAGAGGAAGCCUCUGGGGACAUGGAGAUUUCCUUUCAUCUUGAUUCAGGCCACAAGACUAGUAGUAGAGUGAACUCAGCAGCCAAACCUGACGAGGGAGGAUUGAGGAAAAACAAGUCAGCAAAACAGGGUGACAGAGAGAGUUUUAGGAAGGCCAAGCAGAAGUUGGGUUUCUCAGCAUCUGAUCCAGAUCGUAUGUUUGUUGAGCUAUCUAAUAGCAGCUGGUCAGAAAUGUCCCCUUGGGUGAUUGGCACCAAUUAUACUCUUUAUCCUAUGACUCCUGCUAUUGAGCAGCGACUCAUUCUCCAGUAUUUGACCCCCCUAGGAGAAUAUCAGGAGUUACUUCCCAUAUUCAUGCAACUUGGAUCACGGGAAUUAAUGAUGUUCUAUAUUGACCUGAAACAGACUAAUGAUGUCCUGCUUACAUUUGAGGCACUCAAGCACCUUGCAUCUCUCCUGCUCCAUAACAAGUUUGCCACAGAGUUUGUUGCGCAUGGUGGAGUACAGAAAUUACUGGAAAUUCCUCGUCCUUCUAUGGCUGCAACUGGUGUAUCCAUGUGCUUGUAUUACCUGUCCUACAACCAGGAUGCCAUGGAAAGAGUUUGUAUGCAUCCCCACAAUGUUCUGUCUGAUGUGGUGAACUAUACUCUGUGGUUAAUGGAAUGUUCUCAUGCCUCAGGAUGCUGCCAUGCUACCAUGUUUUUCUCAAUUUGCUUCUCCUUCCGGGCUGUGUUGGAGCUCUUUGACCGCUAUGAUGGUCUUCGUCGUCUGGUGAAUUUGAUCAGUACUUUGGAGAUUCUAAAUUUGGAAGAUCAGGGUGCACUUCUGAGUGAUGAUGAAAUAUUUGCUAGCCGCCAAACUGGGAAACAUACCUGCAUGGCCUUGCGCAAGUACUUUGAAGCUCACCUGGCCAUUAAAUUGGAACAAGUAAAACAGUCACUUCAGAGGACUGAGGGUGGCAUUCUUGUCCAUCCUCAACCCCCAUACAAGGCGUGUUCAUAUACUCAUGAACAGAUUGUGGAAAUGAUGGAGUUUUUGAUAGAGUAUGGUCCAGCGCAACUAUAUUGGGAACCAGCUGAAGUCUUCCUGAAACUUUCUUGUGUUCAACUCUUGUUGCAGCUUAUUUCUAUUGCCUGCAAUUGGAAGACCUAUUAUGCAAGGAAUGAUACUGUGCGCUUUGCUUUGGAUGUUCUGGCUAUUCUCACUGUUGUGCCAAAAAUCCAGCUGCAGUUGGCAGAAUCAGUGGAUGUGCUAGAUGAGGCUGGCUCCACCGUCUCCACUGUAGGUAUCAGCAUUAUUUUGGGAGUGGCUGAGGGUGAGUUCUUUAUCCAUGAUGCUGAAAUUCAGAAGUCAGCACUUCAGAUUAUCAUCAAUUGUGUUUGUGGCCCGGAUAACCGAAUUUCCAGUAUUGGCAAGUUUAUCUCUGGAACUCCUCGGAGAAAGCUGCCUCAGACUCCGAAAAGUAGCGAGCACACCCUGGCCAAGAUGUGGAAUGUGGUUCAGUCCAACAAUGGCAUCAAGGUGCUCCUGUCCUUAUUAUCCAUCAAGAUGCCCAUCACUGAUGCAGACCAGAUAAGGGCUCUGGCCUGCAAGGCCCUAGUGGGCCUUUCUCGCAGUAGCACUGUCCGGCAGAUCAUCAGCAAACUGCCCCUUUUCAGCAGCUGCCAGAUCCAGCAGUUGAUGAAGGAGCCUGUGCUGCAGGACAAGCGCAGUGACCAUGUCAAGUUCUGCAAGUAUGCUGCUGAGCUCAUUGAACGAGUGUCAGGAAAGCCUCUUCUCAUUGGCACUGAUGUGUCUCUGGCACGACUGCAAAAAGCAGAUGUUGUUGCCCAGUCAAGGAUUUCCUUCCCUGAGAAAGAGCUGCUUCUGUUGAUACGUAACCAUCUCAUUUCUAAAGGGCUUGGGGAGACAGCAACCGUGCUGACGAAAGAGGCUGACUUGCCCAUGACUGCCGCUUCUCAUUCUUCUGCCUUCACCCCAGUCACUGCUGCUGCUUCUCCUGUCUCUCUUCCCCGAACACCUCGCAUCGCCAAUGGCAUUGCAACUCGACUGGGCAGCCAUGCUUCUGUGGGUGCCACUGCCCCUCCUGCCCCCACUGCCCAUCCUCAGCCACGGCCCCCCCAAGGUUCACUAGCCUUGCCUGGCCCAUCUUAUGCAGGCAAUUCCCCCUUGAUUGGUAGGAUCAGUUUUAUCAGAGAGAGGCCAUCACCCUGCAAUGGCAGGAAAAUCAGAGUGUUGCGGCAGAAGUCGGACCAUGGCGCCUAUAGCCAAAGCCCAGCCAUAAAAAAGCAGUUGGACAGACAUCUUCCUUCCCCACCUACGCUGGACAGUAUCAUCACAGAAUAUCUUAGAGAGCAGCAUGCUCGCUGCAAGAACCCAGUUGCCACCUGCCCACCUUUCUCCCUCUUUACUCCUCAUCAGUGUCCUGAGCCAAAACAGAGGCGGCAAGCGCCAAUAAACUUUACCUCAAGGCUAAACCGCAGGGCAUCAUUUCCAAAGUAUGGAGGGGUGGAUGGCGGAUGCUUUGAUAGGCACCUUAUCUUUAGCAGGUUCCGUCCUAUUUCAGUGUUCAGGGAAGCCAAUGAGGAUGAGAGUGGUUUCACUUGCUGUGCAUUCUCAGCACGGGAGCGGUUCCUGAUGCUUGGCACCUGCACUGGGCAGUUGAAGCUCUAUAAUGUGUUUAGUGGACAAGAGGAGGCCAGCUAUAACUGUCACAACUCGGCUAUCACACAUCUUGAACCUUCCAGGGAUGGGUCCUUGCUGCUGACAUCUGCUACUUGGAGCCAGCCUCUGUCUGCACUUUGGGGAAUGAAAUCAGUAUUUGAUAUGAAGCAUUCCUUCACAGAAGAUCACUAUGUUGAGUUCAGUAAGCACUCUCAGGAUCGAGUCAUAGGUACAAAAGGAGACAUUGCCCACAUUUAUGAUAUUCAGACUGGCAACAAGCUGUUGACUCUGUUUAACCCAGAUCUUGCCAACAACUACAAGAGGAACUGUGCCACCUUUAAUCCUACAGAUGAUCUUGUCUUAAAUGAUGGCGUCCUCUGGGAUGUCCGCUCUGCACAAGCCAUCCACAAGUUUGACAAGUUCAACAUGAACAUCAGUGGCGUUUUCCAUCCAAAUGGGCUGGAGGUCAUCAUUAAUACUGAGAUUUGGGAUCUUCGCACUUUCCAUCUUUUACACACAGUUCCUGCUCUGGAUCAGUGUCGUGUUGUGUUCAACCACACGGGGACAGUCAUGUAUGGAGCUAUGUUGCAGGCAGAUGAUGAGGAUGACUUAAUGGAAGAGAGGAUGAAAAGCCCUUUUGGAUCAUCCUUCCGAACAUUUAAUGCAACUGACUACAAACCUAUAGCAACCAUUGAUGUGAAACGGAACAUCUUUGACCUGUGUACAGACACCAAAGACUGCUAUCUUGCUGUCAUUGAGAACCAAGGCAGCAUGGAUGCUCUGAACAUGGACACGGUAUGCAGGCUGUAUGAAGUGGGCAGGCAACGUUUGGCAGAGGAUGAGGAUGAAGAGGAGGACCAGAAGCAGAUGGAAGAGGAAGAACAGGAGGAAGAAGAUGACGAUGAAGAUGAUGACGACACUGAUGAUCUAGAUGAGCUUGACACUGACCAGUUGCUGGAGGCGGAGUUGGAGGAGGAUGACAACAACGAGAACGCAGGGGAGGAUGGGGACAAUGACUUUUCUCCCUCUGACGAGGAGCUAGCGAACCUUCUAGAGGAGGGAGAGGAUGGGGAGGACGAGGACUCUGAUGCGGACGAGGAAGUGGAACUGAUCCUGGGGGACACGGACAGCUCUGACAACUCUGAUUUGGAAGAUGACAUCAUCUUAUCUCUGAAUGAGUGAGGGACCAUCAUCAUGUGGAAGACAUUCUUGACAGGCGAGAAACUGAGUCAGAUGAAUUCAGAACACCUUCCCUUCCCCAUCUCCCAGGGCUGUCUUUUAAGGAACUGCAUGCCCUGCAUUCAGAGGAAUAUGGCUUAGAGAGCCUCACUGGAAUCUGAGGGUCCUUCUAAAACAAUAACAACCACAAAAAGACAACAGGGUUUAGGCCCUAUUCUGCUUCCCCCCUUCUCCUAGGAUGGACAGCUCUUUCCUCAAGGGGGGGGGGGGGGACAUGUCUCUGGGGUUAUUUCACAAUAUAUUUUCUUUGUAUAACGUUCUUUACUUAAAGAACAAGAAAUAGUUUUUUAUAAAACUUAAAAAGAAAAAAAAAACAGGCAUUUAUAACUGAGGGUAUGAACUUAUAUCCACCAGGUCUCUUGUCCCUGCACUUCAUUUUCUAUGGAAGAAAAUGAUGUCUAAAGAACAAUACAGAGGCAUUUUUACAUACGUAUUUAAAUGAAAAGGAAAAUCGUGGUUUCUUAAAUUGAUAAGGAUUAAGAAUAUUUUAUUAUAAAUAUAAUAUAUGAUUUUUUAACCUGUUUUGUUGCCUCAUAUGCUGUCAGGUUAAUUUGCUUUCCUUCGUGCCCGAGGUGGGGAGGAAGGCACUGCUUGUUUGCUGAGUAAAUGCCCAGGUUCACCCACCUUCAUGGUUUGGGGGCAGCAAGGUCGUUGUGGAUAUUGGUUUUGUGGAGUUGAGGGAACUUAGGAUAUAAGUUCACUCCCUCUAUUUUUCUUUGUGAUUGUUUUUCAAAAAUUUUUUUCUUCCCUUUCUCCCCAAUGUGGAAAUUACAAAUCAAAGGCCUUUUUUCUUUAAUGUAAAGUGUAUUUAUUUAAAAAAAAAUACAAAAUAAACUACAAGUCUGUCUUUGUUUGUU
This is a messenger RNA of Felis catus (domestic cat), 5693 nucleotides long. It is a transcript of the gene DCAF1, whose product is annotated as DDB1 and CUL4 associated factor 1. Gene Ontology annotation, biological process: protein ubiquitination. The coding region runs from base 142 to 4779 and encodes 1545 amino acids. Gene Ontology annotation, cellular component: nucleus; Cul4-RING E3 ubiquitin ligase complex. The transcript has 26 exons. Gene Ontology annotation, molecular function: nuclear estrogen receptor binding; histone H2AT120 kinase activity. The record is from RefSeq and is a predicted model, not a curated record. NCBI's taxonomy places the organism in Eukaryota, Metazoa, Chordata, Mammalia, Carnivora, Felidae.